Molecule: messenger RNA, 690 nt
Organism: Symbiodinium necroappetens
Lineage: Eukaryota; Dinophyceae; Suessiales; Symbiodiniaceae
Source: the annotation of a GenBank genome assembly
AUGCACGGCCUGACAGCUCCUGCCGAUGUUGUGCUUCUGCGCGCCCCGCAGGCAUACCUCAGAGAAGUUUGGAGCCUCGGACGUUUCCGGAGGGACCGUCGCGAUGAACAUGAAGGCGAACGGAGAGGUUCUAUGGUGAACAUGGUGAGGACCGGGCUCAACACGAUUGUCCUGGCGACGCUCAUUGAAGUGUCGAGGCCUGAAGGGAAGAAGGGCGGGCCAUGGUCUCAGGUCAACGCGGCCUGUGCAAAUGAGCAGCUCGUUGGGACGACGGUUCCUUCGGGUGAGAACUUCAGCAAAUGCGAGGAAACCUCGAACCCAUUCUCUGCUUUGGGCUUGGGCUACUUCGGCCUCAUGCCGGAAAAGGGGCACUACGGCGAGCCGGCGGUGACAUGCAACGCCACCCGUUGUCUGGUGUUCGUCCCGGCGGCGUCUGAUUACGAGGAAGCACAAGGGCUCAGCUACGGCAGCGAAAGGAUUAUUGUGGCUCCGGAUCUGGAUGCAGCCUCCACGCUUUGCAUCUACGCUAUUGCAGUUGGUGGAGAUGACAGCUUCCAUGUGGGGAACAACGUAGAGGACUGUGGCCUUCCAUGCGAAGGGCGCCAUGAGUGCCCGGCCGUCACACUGCCUUACUACCCGGGGUUUGGUGGGCCGAAGGAGGUCAACCCUGGCGGCCAGUGGGAUGUGUGA